Phaethon lepturus (White-tailed tropicbird) is the source of this 1707-nucleotide messenger RNA. It is a transcript of the gene TYW1, whose product is annotated as tRNA-yW synthesizing protein 1 homolog (S. cerevisiae). Gene Ontology annotation, molecular function: 4 iron, 4 sulfur cluster binding; catalytic activity; FMN binding. The annotation marks the transcript as partial. The record is from RefSeq and is a predicted model, not a curated record. The transcript is spliced from 12 exons. NCBI's taxonomy places the organism in Eukaryota, Metazoa, Chordata, Aves, Phaethontiformes, Phaethontidae. Gene Ontology annotation, biological process: wybutosine biosynthetic process.
GUCUCAAUGGAUAUGUGGACCUUUUUUUAUAUUUGCCUGGCGUCCGUAUGGCUGCACAGAUUUUACAUCUAUUCUGCUGUUGCUUUUGGGAUCAGCAUUUGGAUUGUUUUUCAGUUCACCGCCACCAGAACCAAGAAGAAGAGUGAAAAAUCCACUGUGAAUCCAGCUGCUUCUGUAGGAAUAGAAGACACACUAGUAAAUGGAUAUGCCACCCUGCAGGCAAAGGAGGUCUCUGUUGCUGGAGUGAAGAUAUUCUAUGGGUCUCAAACUGGCACAGCAAAGAGAUUUGCUAAAGGUCUUGCUGAAGCAGUUAUUUCCCUUAAUUUGCCUGUGGAAGUCAUUAGCAUGGGAGACUAUGAUCCAGAUGAUUGUUUAGCAGAGGAGACAAGCAGCAGGAACAUUUGUGUGUUCUUGGUAGCUACAUACACAGAUGGACAGCCAACCGAGAGUGCCGCGUGGUUCUGCAAGUGGUUAGAAGAGACUGCGAAUGACUUCCGCGUUGGGAAAACUUAUCUGAAAGGCCUGAGAUACGCUGUGUUUGGCUUGGGAAACUCAGUUUAUGUUGAUCAUUACAACACAGUUGGAAGAAAUAUUGACAGGUGGCUGUGGAUGCUCAGUGCCAGCCGUAUCAUGACUCGUGCCGAGGGGGACUGCAACGUGGCCCAGAGCAAACAUGGCAGCAUUGAGGCCGACUUUGAAGCCUGGAAAGCCAAGUUCCUUGGUCGGCUCCAGGCCCUCUGCAGAGGGGAAAAGAAGCCCUGCAGUGGGAAGUGCAAGAAAGGGAAGUGCAAAUCUCCAGGGAAGCAGAGGAAGGAGGGCUCAGAUCACGAACAUAGGGCAUCAGAAUACGAGAAUGCUGAGGCAGAGGACUUCUUUGAAACCAGUAGCGAGGAGGAGGCUGAUGCUGAGGAAGCUGGAGGCACAAAUUCUGUCGUUGAUGUUGAAGAUCUCGGCAAUAUCAUGAGCCACAUGAAGAAAGCAAAGAGAGAACGUGAGCUCGAGGAAGGAGAUACUGGAACUGGCUUGCCUCACGAGAAUGCUGGGAGGAAGGAGGAGGGUGAAAAGAGAGAGAUGAUAACCCCGGCUCUGAGAGAAGCGCUGACAAAACAAGGUUACAAACUGAUUGGAAGCCAUUCUGGGGUGAAGCUCUGUCGGUGGACAAAGUCGAUGCUGCGAGGCAGAGGAGGCUGCUACAAACACACGUUUUAUGGAAUUGAGAGCCACCGCUGCAUGGAGGCCACGCCGAGCCUGGCUUGCGCAAACAAAUGCGUCUUUUGCUGGAGACAUCAUACAAAUCCAGUGGGCACAGAGUGGCGAUGGAAGAUGGACCAACCUGAAAUGAUCUUGCAGGAGGCUAUUGAGAACCAUCAGAAUAUGAUCAAGCAGUUCAAAGGCGUGUCAGGAGUAAAAGCAGAUCGCUUUGAGGAAGCAAUGACGGCGAAGCACUGCGCAUUGUCACUGGUGGGAGAGCCCAUCAUGUACCCAGAGAUCAACCGUUUCGUGCAGCUCCUGCACCAGCACAGCAUCUCUAGUUUCCUGGUUACAAAUGCACAGUUCCCAGAGGAGAUUAGGAACCUUGGGCCAGUAACACAGCUGUAUGUCAGCGUGGAUGCCAGCACCAGAGAGAGCCUGAAGAGAAUUGAUCGACCUCUCUUCAAGGACUUCUGGCAGAGGUUUCUAGAGAGUUUAAAGGCCUUGUCUGAAAAG